CAUAUAAAUAACUUUGUGUGUAAUGAUUUAAAACUAAUGCCAUUUUGAAUACACAUAGUGAAAUUCAGUAAAAUAACUCUCUUCUACAAUUCUCUCUUUUCUUCAUCAUUUCCAAAACACCACAAUUUUCACCAUUGAUUCAUCUUCCACUCUUGAUUGUGUUCCAACAUUUGGCAUCAAGAGCCUAGUUCAAGAUCCAAUUCCGCUGCAAUCAUGUCCGUUUCCAAUGACAAAAUUCCUACCAACCUUCCGAUUCUUGAUUAGAAGAAUUAUGACAAAUGGCACAAACAAAUGAAAGUUUUGUUUGGAUAUCAAGAUGUUCUUGAUAUGAUUACCGAUGGCAUUACUCCUCUUGGUAAAGAGGCUACAGCAGAUCAAGAAGCGAAAUUCAAGGAAGAUAAGAAGAAAGAUUACAAGGCCCUUUUCUUGAUCCAUUCUUGCGUCGAUAGUGACAAUUUCGAAAAAGUUGGCGAUUGCGACUCGGCGAAGAUAGCUUGGGGUAUUUUUGAGAAAGCUUAUGCUAGAGCGGGUAAGGCGAAGGUGGUGAGGUUACAAACUCAUAAGCGGCAGUUUGAGUUACUUCAAAUGGAAGACAAGGAAACGAUUAACGAUUACGUGACACGUGUGACACGCUUGGGGAAUCAAAUGAAGUCGUGUGGUGAAGCCGUUUCCGAACAGAAUUUUGUGUCAAAGGUAUUGCGUUCUUUAACACCAAGAUUCGAUAAUAUUGUGGUGGCGAUUGAGGAGUCGAAGGAUCUCAAGACGAUGACGAAGGAUGAACUUCAAAGUUCAUUGGAAGCCCAUGAACAAAGGCUGGAUGAAAGAGGAAACGAUAAAGCCAAAGCGGAAGUUGCUUUGCAAGCCCGUUUCAACGAGAAGAAUAAGAGAUCGAAAGGGAAAUGGCCUUCUAGAGGAAAGAAGAAUUUCCAGAAUUUUGAUGGAAAAGAGUCACAAAAUUCAAGGAAAGGUGAGGGCAGUUCCAAAGGUGGUGGUCAAGACAACUAUAGGCCGUUCGACAAAAGUACCAAGAAGUGUUACAAUUGUCAAAAGCUUGGGCAUUUCGCAAGAGAGCGUAGAACGAAACCAAAGGAGAAUCAUGCAGAUGGGGCUAAGGUUGCUAGGCAAGACGUGGAUUAUGAAAACACG
This is a messenger RNA of Cicer arietinum (chickpea), 1146 nucleotides long. RefSeq lists its product as uncharacterized. NCBI's taxonomy places the organism in Eukaryota, Viridiplantae, Streptophyta, Magnoliopsida, Fabales, Fabaceae. The record is from RefSeq and is a predicted model, not a curated record. Gene Ontology annotation, molecular function: nucleic acid binding; zinc ion binding.